AUGUAUCGUCGCGCGCUGCAUGCUCUCGUCGCGCUCUGCGUCGCCGCUUUGGCGGUGGUGGGGAGCCCGGCGCCACGAAUUCCGCGCUCCUCCUCCAACAGCUGGCUGAAUCUCGUCGCAGAUUACGCUCGCAACAACAUGGAGUAUGGAGAAAAUGGCCCACAGUGGACUUUACCAGGAGCAUCUCAACUUAAUGUCAAGGUACACCCUAAUCUGCAGCCUGCGAUACUGCCUCUGCUCGUGAUACCAAUGCCUGUACCAUCUGCACCUCGUCAAGAAUGUCCCGUUAGUAAUGACAUCGGCCACAAACAAGUUCAUGAUAAACAAAGUAAUGAUAAACAAUCUUAUGAUAAUUAUGCCCCGAGAAAGCCACAGUCAGACUAUCAUGCUCCUCCUGGUUUUAGCGAUUUCGACGAUAUAAGUGAAGUAUAUCCUACCAAAAAGCCGCAAAGAUUGUGGACGCAAGACCAAUCUAAAGGACGUCCGUAUACUACACCUUCUUAUGAAUUUAUUCCUGAAGUAGAUUCAAGUUUAGUACCACAAUUCGAAAAAGUUGUUUCGUCGCAGCAGUUGGUGGAGAUGUUCCGCACGCAGGCGCCGAGUGCGCCGUACGAGCCGCCCAUCAAGCAAUCGCAGUUCGACAGCAGCGAGCGAGCACCAACCCCCCUGCAGUCGGACACGGACCCACCUCCACACGGGCGCACAUACGUGGAUGCUCCCCCCGCGCCCGCGCCCGCGCCCGUCCCGUCCCGCUCCCGCUCCCCCGCCCGCCCCCGCUUCGACCGACCGCUGCUGUUGCGCGGCGAGCUCACCGUGCCCCGUGCCGAUUACUCAGAACCAUACACCGUGUGGUGGGACCCGGUGAACGGCGGCGCGCGUAUUGAUUAUCAUGGCGGCUCCACGUCCACCUUCCGCUCUCUGCACGAUGGUAACGUGUAUCGAGCAGAGAUGCACGUGGAUCGCAGUGGCGAGCGGCCGGUGCAACGCUGCGCUGUGGGCUCGCCGCAGCGCGAGGGGCCCGACGACCGCGCGUUGCCCGUGCUGCCCACAGAGCUUGACCAGUUCUCCUUUGCCGGAUACGUGGAGACGGCGCGUGGCAGCGCGGAGGUGUGGCGGCGAGUGGUGGCGGGGCGCGCGGGCGAGCAGGGCGGCGCGCGGGGCGAGUCACUCGCCACGCGCCACGACCUGCUGCUGGCGCGCGACGCGGACCGGAUCGUGCCACUCUCGUACUCGGUGUCAGUGAACAGUUCGGUGCUGGGCCCCGACUGCGACGGAUAUCAUCACGAGUACUUCGAGGUCUCUGAACAACAGCACAUGCCGAGCAUUUUUAAUUUGGAUCUCGAUGAAGCAUGUAAUCAGGUUGAAUAUGUGAACGCGUCUAUGCCGGAUAAUCUAGCGCGACUGGAGCCGCUGCGGGAGUUCACAUUGCCGCAUAGAGACCCGCGAUAUGACACUAAACUUCAAGAGUUCAUAACGGAACACGAGAGGAGCUACGCCGAUAACACAGAGGAAGCUGUGCGCAAGAACAUCAUAAUGCAGAGCCACCGGUUUGUGUCGUCGGGCAACCGCGAGGGUGCGACCGUGCAGUUGGGCGUGAACUUCCUGUGUGACCGGCUGGACGGCGAGCUGGACGAGCUGCGCGGAGUGCAGCCGGCUGCUGAGCUACGUAGGGCCGAGCGCUUCCCGCACUCGCGCCACCAACUCGCCGCCGCCGAGGACGCACUGCCCAAGCAGUUCGACUGGCGCCCGCGUGGAGCCGUCUCUCCAGUCCGAUAUCAAGGUACGUGCAUGUCGUGCUGGGCGUUUGCUGUGGCCGGCUCAGUGGAGGGCGCGCUGUUCGUGCGCACGCGCCGCCUGGUGCCGCUCAGCGAGAAGUGCCUCGUAGACUGCGCGCACUCACAUGGUGCAAACGGUUGCAAGGGUACUUGGCCUAGCCGUGCGUACGAUUACAUCCAAGACAGGGGCCUGCCUGCUCUGGACGAGUUUACACCGUAUGAGCCUAAGGUCGAUCAAUGUGCAAAAGUGUCUCCUGUCACCCGCAUCAGUGGUCACGUGAACGUAACUCAAAACAGUGUUCCUGCACUGAAGAUUGCCAUUAGACGUCACGCGCCGACUGUCGUUAUUAUUGAUGCAAAGGCCAAGAGCUUCAUAAUGCAUAAGAAGGGAGUGCUCUACGACGACCGUUGCGGCAAGACACGUAAGCAACUGAACCACGCGGUGGUGGCAGUGGGGUGGGGCGAGCGGCGCGGCGAGCCGCACUUCAUCCUGAAAAACUCUUGGUCCUCGAAGUGGGGGGAGGGAGGCUACAUCCGAGUGCAGGCGCGCGCCAACACGUGCGGAGUACUUACCAUGCCGUCGUACCCGCGCCUCGAGAAUGAGGACGUGCUUCGUGAUCUGCCCCCUACCCAGCUCGACGACUCCAACACCAUCAGGCGCAACCUCGACUCUCAAUAUCAAGAUCUCUAA
Messenger RNA from Parnassius apollo (apollo), 2466 nucleotides. The record is from the annotation of a GenBank genome assembly. NCBI's taxonomy places the organism in Eukaryota, Metazoa, Arthropoda, Insecta, Lepidoptera, Papilionidae.